Lagenorhynchus albirostris (white-beaked dolphin) is the source of this 1564-nucleotide messenger RNA. It is a transcript of the gene SERF2, whose product is annotated as small EDRK-rich factor 2. Bases 134 to 538 code for a protein of 134 amino acids. The transcript has 6 exons. NCBI's taxonomy places the organism in Eukaryota, Metazoa, Chordata, Mammalia, Artiodactyla, Delphinidae. The record is from RefSeq and is a predicted model, not a curated record.
GAAUCGGCUCCCGGGCGCGAAGGGGCGGGGAGGAAAAGACAACUUCGUUACGCUUCGAGAAAGGGGCGGGGCCUGCAACGUCGUACUGAACGAGGGGACGCAACGGAGGCAGGCCGGAGCUGCUGCCGUCGCCAUGACCCGCGGUAACCAGCGCGAGCUCGCCCGCCAGAAGAAUAUGAAAAAGCAGAGCGACUCGGUUAAGGGAAAGCGCCGAGAUGACGGGCUUUCUGCUGCUGCCCGCAAGCAGAGUGCCCCAUCAUCUCUACCCCCAGGGACUCGGAGAUCAUGCAGCAGAAGCAGAAAAAGGCAAACGAGAAGAAGGAGGAACCCAAGUAGCUUUGUGGCUUCGUGUCCAACCCUCUUGCCCUUCGCCUGUGUGCCUGGAGCCAGUCCUACCACGCUCGCGUUUUCUCCUGUAGUGCUCACAGGUCCCAGCACCGAUGGCAUUCCCUUUGCCCUGAGUCUGCAGCGAGUCCCUUUUGUGCUUCCUUCCCCUCAGACCCUGAACAUCAUCCUACGGAUGGAGUUGAGGUCCUAAGAAGGAAGGCUGCAAGACCUAAAUUUAUGCCCCUCUUCCUCAUUCUUCCUCAGUUUUGCCUGCUUGGAAGUUGGCCCAGAUCCUGCUGCUCACUGACUUCCCAUGGGCAGAGCCAAGUAAGUCUUCAGUCCCUGUUGGUCUUUCCCUGCCCCCAUCUCCACCAUGAGAGCCAGGAAGGAGCUGGCGCCGCACUGUCUGCUGGUUCCUGAGCUGCUGACUUGGGAGUCAGGCUCUUGAGCUGGGGUGAAGACGUAACGGUAGCUCCAGCGUGUCAGAUACUCUGCCCAGGGCAUUAGGGUUUUCAGAAGAGUGUCCCAGGCCCGCCUCCAUCCUACCUGAACCAGUUGGUGAGGGUAACCAUGACAUAGAGUGAUGCAAGGAAGAAGACGAAGUGGAAGGCAGAAUAGCUAUAGGAAAGCUGCUGGGCUUGCACUGGAGGAGCUGGAGCGGUCUCUUGGUUAGCUGGCCUGGCAGCCCCACCUGUUUGCCCUGGAGAGAGGAAAGGACUGCUGGCAGCAGUGCUGCUGAAACACCUCUUCCCUCCUCCCCCAUCUUUUGUGAAGGCACUUGAGGGCUCUUUGGCACUCUGCGGAAAUCUACACUUAUGGAUCCUCACUUGACACUCACCUUCCUCUGGCUGCACUGUUUCAGGGCAGCAGAAACACAGUGAGGGCUUUUGUAAAACAAAAGGCAGCAUGUUUUGGAAUGACUUUAGAAAGAAUGUCUGGGUAACAGUAUAGGAAACUCCUCUUUGAAAAGAUUGGUGUGGUGUAAAAAGUGGAGGCACACCUGGGUUCAAAUUCUAGCUUCAGUAUAUAACUGGCUAUGGGAACUUUGGUAAGAUGUUUAACCUUCUGUGCCUCAAUUUCUCCAUUUGUAAAAUGGAGCAAAUACCUACCUCACAGGGUUGUUGUGAGGAUUAAAUUAAAUGAGAUUAUGUAUGUAAAGUAUCUAGCACAGUGCCUAGCACAUUGUGGGUACUCAAUAAAAGGUAAUAGCAGCUAGAAUCUGAGCAUUCUGGGUAGA